AUGGCUACUCAGUACGCUGCUCCAGUCGCUGCUACCAAGGUUGGUUCGUAUUUUGUUCAGCAGUACUAUCGAGUGUUUCAACAGCAAAGGGAUUGUGUGCAUCAGUUUUACAAUGAUGCCAGCUCUAUGGUGAGAGUGGAUGGGGUAAACAGCCAAUCUGCCUAUGAAAUGGUGGAAAUUCAUCAAAUGAUCACAUCACUAAAUUUCUCAGGAAUUGAGAUCAAGACAAUAAAUUCUCUCGAUUCAUGGAAUGGAGGUGUUCUCGUGGUUGUUUCUGGUUCUGUCAAGUUGAGGGAUUUCAGUGGCUGGAGGAAGUUUGUGCAGACUUUCUUCCUUGCACCUCAGGAGACGGGUUAUUUUGUACUAAAUGAUAUUUUUCACUUGCUUGAUGCGGAAGUUCCCGAUCAACUUCCAGCUUCAGCAGUAAUGGAACAGGAACAUGAUUAUCAACCAGCUAUUUCUACUCAUCAUCCGGAGCUUCAAGGUUCUGACUAUGCUUCAGAGGAGGAGGGCGGGGUAUAUAUGAAUUCUGCGAACAUUGAAGGUGAUGUGCCAGUCGAAGAGUACAGUUUUCAAGAGCAUCAGGAGGAGCAGGAACCUGAGGCUGAAAGAGUAGAAGAGGAUACUCCUUCGGAAGACUCAAAUCCCCUACUUCAAAAUAUGGCGGCUACUGUGCAAGAACCUGCACCUGCCAUAGAGGAACCUGUUGAAGAGCCUCAGAAGCUGACUUAUGCUUCUAUAUUGCGUGCCAAGGGAAAAGCAGCACCAUCAGUCAGUUCUAGGCCAUCUUUUCCUCAGAGCACACCACCUGCUUCAGAUUGGAACCAUGCAUCACAGCCCUCACUUCAGCAGUACAAUGUGACAUCAGUUGUGCUAGACUCUGAUGUGGAUGCAGUGGACGAAAGUUCUCCUCAACUGGAUGGGGAAUCAAAAUCUGUGUAUGUGAGGAACUUGCCACCUACAGUUACUAGUGUGGAUAUUGUGCAAGAGUUCAGGACUUUUGGGAAAAUCAAGCACGAUGGGAUCUUCUUAAGAAAUCGCAAGGAUGCUGAUGUUUGCUAUGCCUUCGUUGAGUUUGAAGACGUGCAGAGUGUUCAGAAUGCAAUCAAGGCUUCUCCGAUUCAGUUGGCAGGAAAUCCAGUGUACAUUGAGGAACGAAGACCAAACACCAUUAGUACUUCACGUGGAAUGGGAAGAGGCAGAGGCGGCCGUUUUGGUGGAAGGACUCUCGGCAGGGGAGGCGAUCAAUAUGCCAGAGACAACAACAGAUCGAAGAUCAAUGGUUUCCGUGGUAUAUGA
Fraxinus pennsylvanica is the source of this 1299-nucleotide messenger RNA. The record is from the annotation of a GenBank genome assembly. Lineage: Eukaryota; Viridiplantae; Streptophyta; Magnoliopsida; Lamiales; Oleaceae.